UCUUAGUUUAUGAAAAAAAAAUGGUUUUGUCAUGGACGCCACCCGAUAUAUUCCAACCGUGUUCGGUUCAUAACAAUUUAACUACUUGCCAAUCUUCGACUUUUUUAUUUUUACAAUUGGUGGCUAACUUAUUUGGGUAUUCGCGGGAUGAAAAAAAUACAUACGGGUUCGAUUUUUCUUUUACGAAUUUUUACAAUCCUUUCGAAAGUGAAAAAGCUCAAGUGGAGGAAUUCGAUUUUAUCGUUGUCGGUGCUGGUAGUGCAGGAUGUGUUGUUGCUAAUAGACUGUCCGAAAUUAAAGAAUGGAGGGUACUGUUAUUAGAAGCCGGAGGCGAGGAACCCGUUGUUGCGGACGUUCCGGCUUUCGCUCCAAUGUUACAAGGCUCAAGUAUAGACUGGCAAUACGAAACUCAACCUUCUCCUAAAAGUUGUCUAGCAAGAGAUGAGGGAAGAUGUACUUGGGCGAGAGGCAAAGUUAUGGGAGGAUCAUCAACCAUAAAUUACAUGAUAUAUAUACGCGGACAUCCUGACGAUUACGAUGAAUGGGCUCUUAUGGGUAACCACGGUUGGUCGUAUAGUCACGUCUUACCGUAUUUUAAAAAAUCGGAAGACAAUAGAAAUCAUGAUAGCGAGAAGAUAGAUCCACGUUAUCACGGUGUUGGAGGUUAUCAAACUGUAGAAUUUUUCCCAUACCAAGACGAAAAUACGUUAGGACUUGUGCAUUCGUAUUAUGAAUUAGGUUUGCCGAAAAUAGAUCAAAAUACCGAGGAUCUUUUGGGUACUAUGCUUCUACAAGCUACCGCGAAAGAUGGCGAAAGACAAAGCACCAACGCUGCCUUUAUCAGACCAAUUAGAUACAAACGCACAAAUUUGGUAGUACGAUCUAACUCUCAUGUAACUAGAGUACUUAUAGACCCAAAAACAAAAACCGCUUACGGUGUGGAAUAUCACAGAAAAGGAAAAUUAGUACAAGCUUUAGCAAAGAAAGAAGUAAUUCUUUCAGCUGGUUCAAUUAAUUCUCCAGUUUUAUUAAUGUUGAGUGGUGUAGGACCGGCUCAUCACUUGGAAGAGCGCGGAAUUAAAGUUAUAAAAGACUCAGCUGUUGGAUUCAAUCUACAAGAUCACACCACAAUAGAUGGAGUAGUAUUCCGUUUAACAAAUCAUACUUCUACCUUAGUAAAUGAAGAACAAAUGAAAGCAGAUACUUUUUACUGGAAAAAAACCAGACUAGGUCCGUUAGCCUCAACUGGUCCUUUACAAGCGAAUGCUUUCAUACAAACUAAAUAUGAACAAAGUUCGAAAAGACCCGACAUCCAAAUUUCCAUUGAUGCAGUAAAUACGGAUAACUUUUUUACUGAUCCAAUUCUCAGUUAUAAUACUGCCGUAUUACCUUUGUCUUAUUACAGUGGUAUGAUGGCGAGACCGAUUUUAUUGAAUCCCAAAUCUAGAGGAAGAGUUCUGUUGAACGACACCGAUCCGAUUCAUGGUACACCGUUGAUUUUCGCUAAUACAUUCUUCGAGAAAAUCGAUCUGUUGAGGAUAAUAGAUGGAGUGAAAAGAAGUUUGGAUUUAGAACAUACAAGUUUUUUCAAACACGCGGGAAUAGAAUUAGUAAGAACUCCUUUACCAGCUUGUAAACACGUUCAUUUCGGUACUGACGAAUAUUGGGCGUGUAUAGCAAUGGCAUACACGACUACCAUCUAUCAUCCAGUCGGUACGUGCAAAAUGGGUCCUCAUACAGAUGAAAGCGCAGUUGUUGACCCAGAACUGAGAGUUCAUGGAAUAAAAUCAUUAAGAGUUAUUGAUGCUUCUAUCAUGCCUAAAAUUGUUAGGGGUAAUACUAAUGCCCCAACUAUUAUGAUUGGGGAGAAAGGAAGUGAUUUGAUUAAGCAUAGUUGGUUAAAAGACUAUAAUCAACAAGAUAAAUCGGAAAAUUUAGAUAGUGGUAGCUACGAUUUUUUAAAUUUUGGUAAUUUAUUCAAUGGAUAUUUCAAAUAA
This is a messenger RNA of Diorhabda sublineata, 1997 nucleotides long. RefSeq names its product glucose dehydrogenase [FAD, quinone]-like. Bases 21 to 1997 code for a protein of 658 amino acids. NCBI's taxonomy places the organism in Eukaryota, Metazoa, Arthropoda, Insecta, Coleoptera, Chrysomelidae. The transcript is spliced from 2 exons. Gene Ontology annotation, molecular function: oxidoreductase activity, acting on CH-OH group of donors; flavin adenine dinucleotide binding. The record is from RefSeq and is a predicted model, not a curated record.